ACGGAACACAAAUCAAGAUUCUUAUGCCAGUUGUCCUCCAGCAGGGCUCACCGCCCCUUGUGCUUCGAGAUCCGCUUAACUGCUGGCCGCCUCCUAAGAAUAUACCCCGGGAGAGGAGAGUCGAUAGAUAUUCAAAACCACCGGACGAUGAUUCUGUCUACCAUAAUAACCCCGCUCCUACUCCACAAAACCCCCACCACGAACGUCGUCUACCAUCAGAUAACGAGUUACUGUACCGGCCCGUUCCCCAUCCGCUAACAGCGCGCUAGACAGAAUAUAUCCUAGUGGGACAUCGGCCCAUCCAUGAUCAUCCCUCGCAACAUCCCUCCCACAGCACAAAUGUCACAAAAUUCCUCCUCCGACAAAUCUCCGGGUGACUACCCGCUAGAAGCCUUCCGAUCCCAAUGGACCCAACCGAACGACAUAAUGUCGCUGCUUCUCAUUCUAGGUGGGGACGUGAUUCAACGAGCUCUAGCCCAACUCGCGGGCGGCGGUCUUAUAACGCCCGUGGCUUUCUCCUUCGGAUGGGUGACAUACAGCAUAAGCGCGCUCCUAGCGGUCGUUGGCGAGAAUAAGCUCCUGCCGGCCUCCGACUGCGCUGGCCAAGUCAUAAACGUUCGCUCACGAUAUACGCGGCAGAACAACUCGUGGAUACUCGGACGGUUGAUGAGGGAUUUUUCCUUCUGGCGGGGAAAGGAGGUGAAGGAUGCUGAGAGGGGAAUGGUAGCGAGGAAUCAGAGGGUUGCUCUUUGCAUCGCUGUGUACGAGGCGGAUCCUAAGAAGGCUGCUGGGGUGCCCGAUAGAGAUUGGGUGUGGUAUAGUGGCCUUAUAUGCGCGAUUCUACAGCUAGCGAUUUCGACGAUUCCGUGGAUUUUACGGGGAGAUUGGUCUAUCUUUUUCACGACGGGUUGCGGAAUAUGUUUGGCGUUGGGGAGCGGUGCUCUCCCACAGUGGAGGGAGGAGAAGUGGGCUUGUCGGAGGAAUACAAAAAAGACGGCUGUGCUGACGAAGGGGAAUGGGCAGAAAGAUUGUAUUGUGAUUAUUGGCGGCGAGGUCGGGUUGGAUUUGGAGGAUUUAGCUGGUGGACGGGGAGUUGAUUUGCCUUCUACUCGAUAUUGGGCGAGUUUUAUGGCAGCGCUUUGGAUUGCACUAUUGAUCGCGGUUUCUGGACUGAAGCAUAAUUCCUGGUUCUUAUUAGUGGUGGGUGUUCUUGGGAUGAUGCAGAACAUCAUUGUCUGUGGCGCCCCGCGGAAUCCUAGCGCUUUUGGAAUUCACCUCCGGUUCAAGGAGGUGAUUGUCGAGAGGAAGGUGAUGGAGACAUUGAAGAUAACGGAGACGAAGUAUCCUUAUGUUGGCAGGUCACUCGUUGAUGUCUACUUUCCUGGAGGUCUGCGGCCUGACGAGGAGGAAUAUUGGAAGGAAGCUGAUGACAUUGCGAGGGCGAAGGAUCCUAAAGCAAAAUGAUUGUUUGAUUGCAGUUGAUUUCGUGAUCUUGAUUAACUCUAUAUAUACUGAAUCUGCACCUCAAUGCGGUGGUCCACAGUAAGAUUUAAAAUAGCCAAUCAAUUUUCAACAGCAAUUUAUUCAUGAAA
Molecule: messenger RNA, 1592 nt
Organism: Tuber melanosporum (Perigord truffle)
Lineage: Eukaryota; Fungi; Ascomycota; Pezizomycetes; Pezizales; Tuberaceae
Exons: 1
Coding region: 304-1464 (386 amino acids)
Source: RefSeq, a predicted model, not a curated record